UGAAAAUUGCUUAAUAAUUCGUCUGAAAACCAGUAAUAAUCACUGCCCAUCAUUAAUUGGUGCUAAUACUAGAAUUAAUAUAGAUGUGUUGGAGUCUUUUUGGAGCCUAGAAAAUUUUGCUUCUGCAAAAAGCAAAUCGUGACCUUGUAGACGUCAACGUGCACGCAUGCGCGAAGAGUUCGCGGACAGUUUUUCCAAGAAUUUCUCGUUAAAUAAAAAGGCAGACACAAAAUGCCAAAGCAUAACGAAUUAAAGAAUCGUUCGAAGAGAAAGUAUGGUCAGCGCGACGGGAAACAUGUUCCCCGAAAUGAGGUUGUAGAAAGUCAUAUCCAGAUGGGUGUCAAAAUAGGUGCAUCCGAUACCCCACUGUCCAGAACUGAAAAGGGCGUCGUUGAUUUGUCCAAUAAGACUAUUUUCCCUCAACAAAACCCUCAGCACCAGCUAAAAAAUGUCUCAGAGGGCAAUCCGCAUGGCAUUCUCGAAGAAUUCAAGGAGAACGUUCAACAAAAUGUUACCAAUACCCAACAGCCGUCUUUCGCGCAGGAUCAUAUCGCUUUUCUGGACCAAUGGCGCUCGAAAUGGAAUCGCACCUUGAUGGAAUCAAAUAAUAUUGUUCUGCAGGAACAUGCAGAAGCGCUCCUGCCAACCCAUGCAGUCCAAAAGAUGCCCAAACUGGAGCCCAUUUCUUCAAAGUAUCAAUCACCAUCAAGUAAAGAUCCUGCAGUUCAGGGAGAAGACUCUCCGAUCGACCUUUCGUAUAAGAAUGGGUUUCAUCAGGCAGCUCCAAUGGCUACCUUCGAUUUCCCAAAUACGGAACCCGAAAAGAGUCAGGCUGCCUUGCUUGAAGUUUACCUCUCAGGUAAGGAUAGCUCGAUUGAGAAACCGGUGCGAAAAUCUGAUGCCAGCCGCUUGGUUAGCUUGGAUCAUCAAUAUGUCAAGGUGAAAAAUCCGAAGGCAGCCCUUGGGAAAACCAUUUGGAAUAAGAACAAUCUCUGCGAUCACUCUUUGGCCAAAGUGAAAAAUCCAAAACAGUUUCGGAGCGCAAAGGAAAAGAAGGACGAUAUGGAGCGUUUGUGCGAAAUUGAGACGAUUUGCAUGCGCUUGAGGGACAUUGAAGUGCCAAACAAUGUGGGCAUUGUAAAGGGGCCCGUCACCUUCGAGGAUGUCUUUGACGUGCUGGGCAUUAAGGAGGAGCAGCAGGAACCGCAGCUGCAAGUGGCUCAUCCUCCUGCUGAGCCCAUUCCAGGGAAAGAGGAUCAGCAAGUCGCCGUGUUCGAUAAUAAUAUGGCCCUAGAGGAGGAUCUGGGACCCGAUGAUUUUGACAGUAUCUUCGAUUAUCUAGGACUAGAGAAGUCUCCUCCAGUGGACCCACUUCUAGUGGACCGACUUCCAGAGUACCCACUUCUAGUGGACCUACUUCCAGUGGACCUACUUCCAGUGGACCCACUUCUAGUGGACCUACUUCCAGUGGACCCACUUCCAGUGGACCCACUUCUAGUGGACCCACUUCCAGUGUUCCCGUCUCCAGUGGUCCCACCUCUAGUGGACCCAUCUUCAGUGGUCUCAUCUCCAGUGGUCCCAUCUCCAGUGGACCCAUCUGAAGUGUUCCCAUUUCCAGUGUUCCCAUCUCCAGUGGUCCCAUCUCCAGUGGACCCAUCUGCAGUGGUCCCUUUCCCAGUGAUCCUAUAUCCAGUGCUCCCACCACCAGUGGUCCUUACUGGAAAGGAGGAUGCCAUGACCGAUUGGACUGAUUCGACCGAUUCCGAAGACGAGACGGAUCAGUCAAAGGAGAAGCAUUUUCACACUGUGGUGGUGGUGACCCAAGGAGAAGAGGAGAAGUACAUUGAUGUGGAGCACGUGGACCCGGAGUCCUCUGAAGAGGAGAGCUUGACUGAUAAAGAGAAUACCGACGAGGAAGAGGAUUCCUUCAAUGAUUCUGAUUGGACAAUGGGGAACGAGGAAGAGUCGGACACCGAAUAAUACCCGAUGACGUUUCUGUAUAUUUUGA
Messenger RNA from Drosophila subpulchrella, 2008 nucleotides. RefSeq lists its product as uncharacterized. The transcript is spliced from 2 exons. The coding region runs from base 232 to 1980 and encodes 582 amino acids. The record is from RefSeq and is a predicted model, not a curated record. Lineage: Eukaryota; Metazoa; Arthropoda; Insecta; Diptera; Drosophilidae.